AUGUCGUCCUCCUCUACCCAAAACCAAUUGGAGCUGCAGGAGUACACCUGUCAAGAAUGUGACAUCAUCCUUUCGGUUCUCUCAUCAUCUCCCCCUUCCUCUCCACAUUGUCCUCAGUGUAAUCUCGUGUCUUCUUUUACUUCUUCGACCCCUUUUGGAGUUAGUCCUGAUGAUGAUGAUGAUGAUGAUGAUGAUGAUGAUGAUGAUAACGAAGACGACGAGGAGGCUCGAAUUCUCGAUCCAAUUACGACCGUUCUGAUCUCAUCUUCAAUGCUGUCCUCAUCAGACGAAUCUUCUUUACUUUGCACCAUUUGCAGGGAAGAUUUCGUCGUCGGAGAACCUGCCUGGAAAUUGCCAUGCAACCAUUUGUACCAUGAAGAUUGCAUUGUUCCUUGGCUCACAAGUCAAAACUCGUGUCCUCUCUGUCGAUUUGAGCUGUCGGUUGAAUCUACUGAGGACGACAGUGGUCUAACCUUGUGGUUCGAUGUAUUGACCCUAGAGGACGAGUUAGAAGAAGAUACGGGAGUCACUCUCAAUUACCAAAGUUUAGACGGCUAA
This is a messenger RNA of Camelina sativa (false flax), 558 nucleotides long. RefSeq lists its product as uncharacterized. The record is from RefSeq and is a predicted model, not a curated record. Gene Ontology annotation, cellular component: cytoplasm. Gene Ontology annotation, biological process: protein ubiquitination. Lineage: Eukaryota; Viridiplantae; Streptophyta; Magnoliopsida; Brassicales; Brassicaceae. Gene Ontology annotation, molecular function: ubiquitin protein ligase activity.